AUGACAUCCAAGUCCUAUCUUCUCGAGAACCCAUCAAGGUAUCCGGAGUUAUCCACCUUAUCCAUGAAUAUUUUCUACGCUCAAAAGAAUAAAGACAUAAAGCAAUGUAAAAGUAAUUGUCGAAAUAUCGAUGUCGAUAUUCUUUAUCCUACUUCAUAUCCUUUCAAUUGUAAUUCUUCGAAACAAUCAAACAGGGAUACAGACUCGAGAGAAUCCAUGUCGUUCAGCCCUGUGGAUACGCUAGCUCUAUCUGAGUAUUCAUCACAUGAUUUUUCCUCGCCAAUCAACAAGAUCAAUUCAAUGGCCAACCCAUCAUUCCCCUUUCUAUCUUUACCUAUCGAAAUCCGUUUGAAAAUCUAUCUUCUCCUCCUCCCACCUCGACAUCAUAAAAUCACAACACAAAUUCCACAUAAUGGAUACUACUUCCCACCCAAAUGUCUUCCUCUCUGCGCAGCCCAAUCAUUCUACCCCCUAUCUCCAGAGACCCCCGAAAAGCUCACCACUUACAAAGUCCUCUCGGCUAAUUCCCACACCGACCAUCCCAAUCCCAGCAUCCACACGCGCAUCCUAAGCGUCUGCACACAAACCAAAGAAGAAGCCGAAGAAGUGCUUUAUGGAAAUGGAAAUAGCAUCUGGGAUUUCGGUAUGCACAUCGAAGCGGUACAGCCUUUUUGGUCGGAUAGAAGUCAGGGGGCGCGGGGAUGGGUUCGAAAUUUGAAGAUUGCGAGGGAGGUUCCGGAGUUGUUGACUGCUAGUGUUAGUGCUAGUAUUGAUGUGGUAUGGGGAAAUUUUUGUGCAUUCAUCACGCGUGAAUUAUUGGGAUUGAAGAAUGUGGAUUUGACGGUUUGGGGAAAUCCGUGGAGGGAAGAAUUGCUGGAUAGUUCUGCAGUUGGCGAGAUGGGAGAGGCGAUAUCGAUAGAUGGGGAUGCUGUGGGGGAAGCACGCAGAUCGACAGUGACAUCGAGGGAGAUGUGGACUUUGCGUGAUUGGGAGUAUAUGAAGGAAUUACUUGCGCAUGAAGGGUUGGGGAGUGCGAAAGUGACGUGGUGGGGGUUUAGAGAGGGGGUGAAAAGUUCCUGGGCCAAGUGGAUGUUGGAGAGUCGAUCGUUGAUGGAGGAGAUGGUUAGGGAGGGUGAGGUGGUUCAGGGUGUGUUGGUUUGGAAUGGGGGUGGAGGUGGGAGUGGGAGUGGGAGUGGGAAUUGA
Molecule: messenger RNA, 1203 nt
Organism: Botrytis deweyae
Lineage: Eukaryota; Fungi; Ascomycota; Leotiomycetes; Helotiales; Sclerotiniaceae
Exons: 1
Coding region: 1-1203 (400 amino acids)
Source: RefSeq, a predicted model, not a curated record